Molecule: messenger RNA, 925 nt
Organism: Sceloporus undulatus (fence lizard)
Lineage: Eukaryota; Metazoa; Chordata; Lepidosauria; Squamata; Phrynosomatidae
Gene: CLXN
Product: EF-hand calcium binding domain 1
Exons: 7
Coding region: 173-799 (208 amino acids)
Molecular function (GO): calcium ion binding
Source: RefSeq, a predicted model, not a curated record
GGGGGGGCACUGCCCUAGGGCUUAUUGUCUUUAUUGUUCUCUUGGUCUCCAUGGGAACCAAAACACUCCGCAGACAGUCCGCCUUUUUCUUGGGUUAGGCUUUCAAGGCCCAGGCCGGCCGUUGCCCCGGGAACCGCAAAGCCCCAGGCGGAGGGGAGCCAAGAGGCCCGGCAUGAAUAGGAAGAAGCUGCAGAAGCUGGCUGAGUCCCUCUGCAAAACAGCCAAGCACUUCAAUAGAUACGAAGUGGAAUGCCUCAUAAACCUUUUCAACAACUUGGAAGUGGAGCCCAGUGACCGACAUGCCGCUGUUGGUUUAGAUCGUAAUUCAUUUCGAAAUAUCCUUCACGAUACAUUUGGAAUGACAGAUGAUAUGAUAAUGGACAGAGUGUUCCGUGCUUUUGACAAAGACAAUGACAGCUGUGUCAGUGUAACAGAAUGGGUAGAAGGCUUAUCAAUAUUUCUUCGAGGAUCUCUGGAAGAAAAGAUAAAAUAUUGCUUUGAGGUCUAUGACCUGAACAGUGAUGGAUAUAUAUCACGGGAGGAAAUGUUUCAUAUGUUGAAGAACAGCCUGCUCAAACAGCCAUCAGAAGAAGAUCCUGAUGAAGGAAUUAAAGAUUUAGUAGAAAUAACACUGAAAAAAAUGGACUACGACCAUGAUGGCAAGCUCUCUUAUGUGGAUUUUGAAAAGGCUGUAAGAGAUGAGAAUCUUCUUUUAGAAGCAUUUGGACCAUGUUUACCUGAUAUGAAGUGCAGGAUGGCGUUUGAAGUGCAAGCAUUCCAAAAUACUGCUGAGUUAUAGGUCUGCAAAUGAAAGAUACUAUCUGAAUUAGUGUGAAAAAAACUAUACAUCUUUUUAAAGUAAAAAAAAGGCAAGUCAGAAAUUUGCUUUCAUCUUUUGAACAUCCAGAAUGCAUUGAUUUCAAUA